UCUUGAAACGGAAGAAAUCUAGACAUGCCGAAUGUUAUAGACUUGCAUGUGUAUGUUGGGCAUAUGAUCCAGUAUGGGUGUGACAAGCCAAGAAUGAAAAAGUAGGCAAGUUCGCCUUGAAGGCGCAUCUCCGUCAAAACACAACGCACUUCUAUACAAGGCUCAGUUACUUAGGGGAGGCAACUCUUACUGCUUACAUUUGACACUGGUGGAGUAAAGUGAGGGUCAACUUCCGGAAUAGAAGAUAAACGAAUCAAACCAGCAUGAGCGCCAGUCUGUUUGGAUAUCGAAUAGGUUCAGUUAUCUGUCGAAGAAUUUUUGGGUCGACAAAACUCCAAGGAUACCAUGCGUGUGCUGUAAGAAGGAUUGUUUACGAGUACCCCCUGUCUGCAUACACACAUUGAGUGAUGUGAGGAGUGCAGCAGCAGCACCAGGCAGGCACUGUUUACAUACUACCAGCCUCACCAGCUUUUCUACAGAGGGGAGCAGCCAGUGGAGGGAUGACAGAGAGGGAGUAUGAAGCAUUGGCGGACGAUACGCUGGACUCUCUGGCAGAAUACUUCGAGGAUCUGGGUGACAUCGCUGACUGCCACCAAGACUAUGAUGCCUCUUUGGCGAGUGGAGUGUUGACGCUGGUACUAGGUGGUGACCUGGGAACGUAUGUCAUCAACAAACAGACGCCAAACAAACAGCUAUGGCUCUCUUCACCUGUGAGUGGCCCAAAGCGGUAUGACUUCUGUGAUGCACGGUGGAUCUACAAGCGGGAUGGAGUUACACUACACCAGCUGUUGAUGAUGGAGCUGCAGCCUCAAUUCAAACAUCAAAUCAACCUUUCUCAGUGCAUAUACAGUGGACUAACCAAGUCGUGAACACAUCCCCAAGUACCUGAGUAUUACUGUGGUUCCUGCCCCUCUACAUCAACACUAACACCGACCUGAUGGGGACAGGUGGAAUCAACAUCAAGCUACCUUCUACCGUGCAGGAAAAUCAAAGAUGCUUGUACAUGAUGUCAAUUUCUCCACUGAUGCGUGUUUGAUGAUAUUGUGAAUUCUUGGUGAUUUUGAUGACCUUUGCAAGGGGUUACCUGUAUGAAAGAUAAUUACAUGCAAUGGUAUGAAAACGAAUAUGUUCACAAGAUUUCAGGGUUGGUGGUUGUGUAUCAUUGUGGUUGUUGGAUCUCAUUGCCCCGAGGAUGUACAUUCAUUGUACUGCUCUGUCGGACAGACUGUGUGAAUCCCAUUGCAUUCCUUCCUGUUAGUUUUCCAACUGUUGUCUCCUUCACUGUCCUCAUAUUCAUCAGCAUAAUGUUGUUGAGAUAUGUAUUUUGAAAUAUUUUGGUUGUAUUAGUAGGUGGGAGAUGUUUUGUUAUUUUCCUCUGUUAUGCCACACACUGCAUCAGCUGGCUUGUAAGGCUGUGCUAUACAGCGUGACCUACUGGCUCAUAUGUACAUGUGGCUGAUGCAGCCACUGAUUUGUUUCUGUGCAGACAGGUUAUAUACAUGAUGUUGGAGUGCUACGUAUUUGAUGACACUUAGCAGAAUUGAGAAGACGUUGAGUAGUCAUAUAUAUAUCCGAAUUUAAGAGAGCAUUAUUCAUUUUGAGAAUAACUGUUAUCUUCAGAUACUAUGCAGAUGUUGUGCUAACCAUCUGAUGGAGCAAUACUUACACACAUCAACAGGUUGUUAGUACUGUAUAGAUUUGACCCAUCCCAAACUGGAGCAGGGGAUACAGCUUUGUACCCUUCAGCUAGACUUCUGUAGGCACAACAUUUCACGAU
Haliotis rubra (blacklip abalone) is the source of this 1777-nucleotide messenger RNA. Its product is annotated as frataxin, mitochondrial-like. The transcript has 5 exons. Gene Ontology annotation, cellular component: mitochondrion. Gene Ontology annotation, biological process: iron incorporation into metallo-sulfur cluster; intracellular iron ion homeostasis. The record is from RefSeq and is a predicted model, not a curated record. Gene Ontology annotation, molecular function: ferrous iron binding; ferroxidase activity; iron chaperone activity. Lineage: Eukaryota; Metazoa; Mollusca; Gastropoda; Lepetellida; Haliotidae. Bases 501 to 869 code for a protein of 122 amino acids.